UAUAGGAUGCAUACAAACUGCAGUGAGAGGUGUAAAAGCUGGUACUAGACGCGUAUCGUGUAUCUGUCGAAAGUAGCGAAUGUGGAGCGCGGGUCGUCGAACCGCAACUGUCAAAAUAGUAGAGCUAGAUGCAAACGAGUGUCAUUGAUUGUGCGGUGCAGCCGGCGACCUUGUCGCGCCCGCGCCCCUCGCGACGUCAUGCGGGGGCGCGCCGCUGACGUCAGCGGCCUCGCCGUCAGCCCGGCAGCACGUGAACACCACGCGCCGGCACGCGCCGGCUGCGUGAUCACCCGCCGCCCAUUGGCCCGCGCAGCCGAGCCGCCCGCUCCCAUUGGCUGCCCGCCUCCCCCGCGCCCCGCACUCGCAUGCCUCGUACGGCGACCGCGAGCCGAACGGUUUAUUCGUCUGCCGCCCGCUAGCAGCACCACACGGCUCCCAACAGCGGAAGCGCCAAACGAAAACACAAGUUUUGUGAAUUAAAAAAGAAAGUUUUAUUGCGUUGAAUGCUAGUAGUAUUAUCAGAAUGUCGACUCUGCUCGAAGUUUGUGGACCCCUCUCACCGCCGUCAACGCCACCGUUGAUGGAAAACAAAGUCGAGUUACCUUACAAGAAGGCUGCAGUGAAGCGCGCCCGCGAGUCUCCGCCGCCCACCGGGCUGGUGACGCCGCAGCCCUCCGACUCGGAGGGCGAGGAGGAGUGCAACAAGCGCGCGCGCUGCGAGCUGGCGCGCCUGCUGCUCAGCACGCCGCCGCCCGAGCCCUGCUGCCGGCCCUCCGUCAUCAUGCGCGCGCACAAGGACGGCACCUGCAGCCCCGAGCCGCUGCCGCCGCCGCCGCAGGACAUCAACAUGAACAUCCUCAAAACGCUCAAAUUCAAAAUGAAUAGAGGACACAGUUACUCGCAAGCUAAAUACAUUGCGUCGCAAGCUCAAGUAGUGCCACCGAUCACAGUGGAGCCUCCCAGCCCGCCGCCCAAGGUGGAGGAGGCUCGCGUGCCGUCGCCGCACCCCGAGUGCCUGCCCGCGCACGCGGAGGCGCGCGACGAGCAGCGCGUGCCGCAGGCGCCGUCCCCGGCCGCCACCCCGGGCUGGGUGCCGCUGGCGCCGCGGCCCGCGCCCGCCGUGCUCGUGCCCGGCACGCUGCUGCCCACCACAGCGCUGUGGCUGGUGGCUCCGGCCCCCGCCGCGCGCCGCCGCCUCUAUGAGUGCUCCUACCCCGGCUGCGGGAAAAACUACUUCAAAUCGUCCCACCUGAAAGCGCACGCCAGGACCCACACAGGCGAGCGUCCGUUCCGUUGCGCGUGGCCAGGCUGUGAGCGCCGGUUCUCGCGCUCGGACGAGCUGUCCCGUCACAAGCGCACACACACGGGAGAGAAGAAGUUCGGGUGCCGCGUGUGCAGCCGGCGCUUCAUGCGCUCCGACCACCUCGCCAAGCACGUGAAGAGACACAGCAAGGAGCGCGCGCCGGCGCCCGUGCUCAAGCUGCUGCCCUCGCCGCUGCCCGUGCACGCCGUCGCGCCCGCGCACUGAGCGCCGGCUCGACAUACCUCGACUGUGAUCCAGAUCUCAUGAUCGUUACCUAGUUGUAGUUGUACUCAUCUCUAAGACUGUCCUAUGUCUACUUAAGUAGCAUCUAGAUGUAAGGAAAUAUGUUAUUGUUAGCGACGUUAAGCUUCCAAAAGAUUAAACUGAAUGAUUUAUACAA
This is a messenger RNA of Helicoverpa armigera (cotton bollworm), 1703 nucleotides long. It is a transcript of the gene cbt, whose product is annotated as Krueppel-like factor 16. Gene Ontology annotation, biological process: regulation of transcription by RNA polymerase II. The coding region runs from base 524 to 1528 and encodes 334 amino acids. The record is from RefSeq and is a predicted model, not a curated record. The transcript has 2 exons. Gene Ontology annotation, molecular function: RNA polymerase II cis-regulatory region sequence-specific DNA binding; DNA-binding transcription factor activity, RNA polymerase II-specific. Lineage: Eukaryota; Metazoa; Arthropoda; Insecta; Lepidoptera; Noctuidae.